This is a messenger RNA of Carica papaya (papaya), 1247 nucleotides long. RefSeq names its product WUSCHEL related homeobox 14 (gene WOX14). NCBI's taxonomy places the organism in Eukaryota, Viridiplantae, Streptophyta, Magnoliopsida, Brassicales, Caricaceae. Gene Ontology annotation, molecular function: DNA-binding transcription factor activity; DNA binding. The record is from RefSeq and is a predicted model, not a curated record.
AUGACGAUUUGUUUGGUACACCCACCAAACAUCCACACAUUAUUACAACAAAGAUUCUCUGUAAUCUCCACUCUCUUCAUGCUGUUGCCCUCUCUCUGUCACUCCCCCUUUUCAAUCAAUCAUAUAUAGCAGAGGGAGGAGUUAAUUACGCCUCUUUCAAUGAAAUUACAUGGUGACUAAGAAGUGAAAUUAAGACACCUUUGAUUGCGGGUGUUUCCUUUUCGUGCUCUCUCUGUUUGUAAAUAAAAGGUAAACCCGCCAGGUUCAGUCUCUAUUUCUUCUGCAACUUUCGUGCUUCUUCUUCCUCUUCUUCUCUGGGGAAUAUAUACCUGAGGCUAGGUAGAGAUGAUGGAGUGGCAAAACGAAGCAGAGCAAGUAGAGAGUGCACAGAGUCAAAAUUGGCUGAACGUGAAGGUGAUGACUGACGAUCAAAUGGAGUUAUUGAGAAAGCAGAUCUCCAUUUACGCCACCAUUUGCGAGCAGCUUAUUGAGAUGCGCAAGGCUAUCUCCGUCCACCACGACUUUCCCGGGAUAAGAGUCGGGAACCCUUACUGCUAUCAACUGGUUGGGUCGGGCGGGCACAAGAUCAGCACCAGGCAACGAUGGAAUCCGACAAGCAUGCAGCUCCAGAUCCUAGAGAGUAUAUACGAGCAAGGCAACGGGACUCCCAGCAAGCAGAAGAUCAAAGAGAUAACCAAUCAACUAGCCCAGCACGGUCAGAUUUCUGAAGCCAAUGUCUACAACUGGUUUCAGAACAGAAGAGCUCGAUCCAAAAGAAAGCAACAGUUUCAAAACAACAUCAUCCAAUCACAAUCCCCUCAACUUCUCGACUCUCCUCAUCCCACAGAUAAGAAGACAAGAUCUGCAGAUAUUAUCCACUCCUACGAAAAUCUCUUCUAUCAAACUCCAGAUCUAGGGAUAGAGCAUUUGCUUGGUAAAAUGGAAGCUCCUCCGAGUCUCACUUCCUACUGCCUUGUGGAACCAUAUGACACGGUUGGUUCAUCAUCACCCAAAGCCUUUAUGUAAAGGAAAUUCAUAUAUAUAUACAUAUGAGUGUCCUAUUUAUAUAUAACUGAAAUUAACUUCCUCAGAUUAGCUAGAAUUCACUUCUGCUUCUACUCUGGUUGCAGUCUAACUGGCUUCCUACGGCUUUAGAUUAUUUAUCUCGAAAAUCUUUAAUCUUCCUCUUCCAUAUUGAUAUAUUGAAUACUGUAAUUUCUGAUCAGGGUGAGGAUGAAAAUCUUUUA